This is a messenger RNA of Fimicolochytrium jonesii, 1464 nucleotides long. RefSeq lists its product as uncharacterized. NCBI's taxonomy places the organism in Eukaryota, Fungi, Chytridiomycota, Chytridiomycetes, Spizellomycetales, Powellomycetaceae. The record is from RefSeq and is a predicted model, not a curated record. The transcript has 3 exons. Bases 126 to 1247 code for a protein of 373 amino acids.
CAUCGCGCAAACCAGACGACGAAGCAGUGCCGCGAAAUCCACAGCCACUGUGAAGAGCGAGCGAUCAGCAUCGUUCUCGUCCGCCGCGUCCGGGUUCACUCAACCCGACGGCCGUUCACCUGUUCAUGCCACGACGCCGUUACCUGAUUACCUUGUGCCGGGCGGCGCCCGUCGAUCGAUUCUUAUUCUCAAACUCUCAGAAUCCCUUGAACCCCGGAGAAAGCUUCGUCUCUGAAGGCACAGACGCGUCCUUCGACCGCAGCUUCUUCGACAUUGACCCCGCCUUCACAUCCGGCGCAAUCGACGGCCUAUUCGCUUCCGAUUUCAGUCCCCCCCUGAACCCCUCCACCGGCCUGGAACUCGACCCAACCGGCGUCAACGAUUCCUACCCCCGCACCAACAAACGCGGCUACGACCUCGUCGACGAUUUCAUGAUGGACUACAAAAAGAAGAAAUCAAACAACCCGAAUGACCCGGUGCUUGCGCAGAAACUGGACGAGAUUGCGGCCUUACUUUUUGAGGAGCCCACUGGCCAGCCGCAGUUCAAUUCGCUGGAUGCGCACCCUGUGGAGGAUCUGGAUGAGCUGAAUCACUGUACGCCACCGACGACCUAUCCAAACUACAGAUGGCGGCAUCCACCUACCAGCAGCCGCCAACCACCCCUCCUGAAAACUUCGGCCCGGGUCCCGUGCCCACCUACCCCAUCAACGAUUUCCAACCCAUCACAAACUCGAACAUCAACUCUUUCGCGCGACCCACACCCACCGCGAACGGGUUUACGCAACCACAGUCCGGGAUACAACAGCCGUUCAUGGCGACCCAAUUCACGCCUGCGCCGACGGGUAACUUCACGUUCACUGCCCCGCAGCCUACACCAGCGCCAACGAUGCGGGCUGGGAACGUCGUGCCGAGACAGCAGCCAGUUUCACGGUCCUUAUCGUCAACAGCGAUGCCCGCGGCGCCAACCCCCACGGUCCUGCCACAAGAACAACAACAGCAAACGUACCCCUACUACCCACCGGAAAUGGAACACUUUGGCGCACUGCAUCUGCCGGUGUUGCUCACCAUCCCGUUGCAGCAGGCGGCGCCUGAACCUGCCCAGCCGACGCCCACUGCCACUGCCACUGCCACAGCAACAGGUACACCGACACCGACAGCGACCCCGCGCGCUGCACCACCUCAACCCACCCGCACCACCCGCACCCCCUCAACAACCAAACCCGCCGACGGCACCGACGCGCUUUUGAAACAGUUCAGGAUGAUGCAUAUCGAGAGCGAGAUCAGCAAACAGCCCCCCAAACAGCCUGCGAAUGGGUCCGUGAAAGUGGGCCCGGCGCCUCGCGAGAAGCGAGAGGGAGCGAAGACGGAGAAGGGGCAGGUGACGAUCGACCUCAAAUCCAAACGCACGCGCCACUCGAUGCUGGUGAAGGCGCUGUUGCAUAAGGUUGGCGAGAAGUUGAGGAG